CUCCUUUUCCGGAUGUGCCGAGGCCGGCCAUUGUGCGCGCCGGUUCCCUCUGCGGGUGACGGCUCUCCGAGCUCGGUUCGUCUCGCUAUCCCGCUCCUCUUUCUCUUGGCGGAGCCCGGCGGGUCCGGGACUCUGUCCCGGAGGCUGCGGGUGCCGGCGCCGGCGCCGGCCCCGGGAUGUGGCUGUGGGAGGAGCAGGGGGGCCUGUUGGCCUCCUUCUCCUUCCUGUUCCUGCUGCUGCUGAUCCUGACCCGCAGCCCCUUCAAUUCCUGCCUCUUCACCCUCAGCUUCUACCUGCUGCUGCGCUUCUUCAGCUUCGAGCCGGUGCCCAACCGCCGGGCUCUGCAGGUGCUCCGGCCCCGCGGCCGCAUCUCCGCCAUCGCUCACCGCGGCGGCUGCCACGAUGCCCCUGAGAACACUCUGGCCGCGAUUCGGGAGGCAGCUAAGAAUGGAGCAACAGGUGUGGAGCUGGACAUUGAAUUUACGGCAGAUGGUGUUCCUGUCCUGAUGCAUGAUGAAACAGUAGAUAGGACUACUGAUGGAACUGGUCGUUUGAAUGACUUGACAUUUGCUGAAGUUAGGAAGCUUAAUCCAGCAGCAAACCACAGAUUGAAGAAUAAUUUCCUUGGUGAAAAAAUACCUACUCUGAAGGAAGCCAUUGUGGAAUGCCUAGAUCAUAACCUCACAAUCUACUUUGAUGUCAAGAGCCAUGCAGCUAUGGCUGCCGAUGCUCUAAAACAUAUGUAUAUGGAGUUUCCUAAGUUAUACAAUGUCAGUAUUGUCUGCUCUUUCAUGCCAGAAGUUAUCUAUAAGAUGAGGCAGGCAGACCGUAAUGUUGUGACAGCUUUAACCCAUAGACCUUGGAGCCUUAGCUAUUUUGGAGAUGGGAAACGACGCUUUGAUUCUCUUUGGAAGCAUUUUUUAUAUAUGCUGCUGGAUAUUCUCCUAGAUUGGAGUUUGCAUAAUAUCUUGUGGUACCUUUGUGGAAUUUCAGCUUUCCUUAUGCAGAAAGAUUUUGUGUCUACGGCCUAUUUGAAGAGGUGGUCAGCUAAAGGCAUUCAUGUUGUUGCUUGGACUGUGAAUACCUAUGAAGAGAAAAAAUUCUACGAAGGCCAUCUUCACUCCAGCUAUAUGACUGACAGCAUGUUAGAAGACUGUAGCCCUCAUUUCUAGACCACCACCCUUUUGCAGGGACUCUGGUUUCAGAAAACUCUGCUCUCCUUAUUCAGGGAAAUCUAAAGACCUGGAUGGAGCCGUGAGUUCUCAAGGGUCAGAUUGUUCACAGGACUAGCCAGAAAUUGCAUUUUAACUUGAAUCAGAGCAGAAUGGUGUGGUUGGCACCUAAUUCCAUAGCCUGCUUGAGUUCGUCAUGGCUGAUCUUGGGGAAUCAGGUCUGUGAGGAGAUUUGCCACUGCUUGCCCCUCAUCCAACUGAGUUAUAUACAGAGACUCAGUAGUGAUAAGCACAGAUUCAUGUAAUUUGUAUGUAUUUUAAAAAAAAAUUACUGCAAAUGUAUGCAAAAUGCAUGUUGACUCAGACUGGACUCUUGUUACUUUUCACACUCGACGUAUUCUUCCACUAUUUGUACUUGGCCAUGUUGAAUGGUAUAUUAUGGAAGUCAGAUUUGGGAACCAUACUAAUACAAUUGUUAAAAUGUAUAUUAAACAUACAAUACCCUAAGUAAUAAAUGAUUUGAGAAAAACACUG
This is a messenger RNA of Dromiciops gliroides (monito del monte), 1706 nucleotides long. RefSeq names its product glycerophosphodiester phosphodiesterase 1 (gene GDE1). Bases 177 to 1172 code for a protein of 331 amino acids. The record is from RefSeq and is a predicted model, not a curated record. Gene Ontology annotation, molecular function: phosphoric diester hydrolase activity. The transcript has 6 exons. Lineage: Eukaryota; Metazoa; Chordata; Mammalia; Microbiotheria; Microbiotheriidae. Gene Ontology annotation, biological process: lipid metabolic process.